Xiphias gladius (swordfish) is the source of this 3591-nucleotide messenger RNA. Its product is annotated as aminopeptidase Ey-like. Gene Ontology annotation, cellular component: cytoplasm. The transcript has 21 exons. Gene Ontology annotation, molecular function: zinc ion binding; peptide binding; metalloaminopeptidase activity. Lineage: Eukaryota; Metazoa; Chordata; Actinopteri; Istiophoriformes; Xiphiidae. The record is from RefSeq and is a predicted model, not a curated record. Gene Ontology annotation, biological process: peptide catabolic process; proteolysis. Bases 71 to 2998 code for a protein of 975 amino acids.
ACUCAACUCAGCUGAAUGCUGAUACUUCUGAUUUGUUUCGUGUCAUUGGGCAAGAAUUUUUUGACAAAAUAUGAAAUUACACAUGGGGAAAGGCUUCUACAUCAGCAAAGCGGUGGCAGUAACCUUUGUGGUUUUAGCUGCUGGCGCCGUGGCCACCAUCAUAGCCCUGACCGUGGUUUACUCUCAGGAGAAGUCCAAGAAAGAAGUGACAUCUCCAUCCACUGCCAGCCCUAUUACCACUACCUCCACCACCCUUACCCCCCCCACCUCCACCACGCCGUCCCCCCCAAAGGAGCCCUGGCAACGCUACAGACUUCCAGACUCUCUCGCUCCUGUCUCCUACAAUGUGACCCUAAGGCCCUGGCUGGAGCCCAACACAGACGGCCUGUACAUCUUCACCGGAAACUCCACAGUGGUCUUCAGAUGUGUGAGGGAAACUGACCUCAUCCUCAUCCACUCCAACAAGCUGAACCUCACCACCUUUGAGGGAUACCUUGCCAAGUUGAAGGGCCUGAACGGAGGCACUGCACCCAGCCUGAAAAAAACCUGGCUGGAGGUUCCCACUCAGUACCUGGUGGUCCAGCUCAAAAGCCCUCUGCAGGCCGGCAGCAUGUAUGAGCUCUUCACUGAGUUUGUUGGGGAGCUGUCUGACGACCUGGGAGGAUUCUACAGGAGUGAAUACAUUGAAGAUGGAGUGAAAAAAGUUAUGGCCACAACUCAAAUGCAGCCAACGGAUGCCAGGAAAGCCUUCCCUUGCUUCGAUGAGCCGGCUAUGAAAGCUGUGUUCCACUUGACUCUCAUUCACCCCCUGCACACUGUGGCUCUAUCCAAUGCCAUGAAUUACGACCCUGUUGACAUCACUAUGGAUGGCCAGAAUUUAAUCCUGACAAAAUUUGAACCUACAGAGAUUAUGUCAACCUACUUGCUGGCUUUUGUUGUAUGUGAUUUUAGCUACAAGGGGACGAAACCAGGUUCAGACAUUUUGAUCAGGAUUUGGGCUCGUAGGAAGGCCAUAGCAGAGGGCCAAGGAGACUAUGCCCUUGAGAAGACUGGACCCAUUCUGGUAUUCUUUGAGGACUACUACAACUCUUCCUACCCCUUGAACAAAUCAGACCAGAUCGCCAUUCCUGACUUCAGUGCUGGAGCCAUGGAGAACUGGGGCCUGAUCACCUACAGAGAGACGGCCCUCUUAUAUAAUCCUAAUGUGUCAUCCAAUGGAGACAAGGAGUGGGUGGCAACAGUCAUCUCCCAUGAGCUCGCUCACAUGUGGUUCGGAAAUUUGGUGACCAUGAAGUGGUGGAAUGACUUGUGGCUCAAUGAGGGAUUUGCCACCUACGUCUCUUAUCUUGGAGCCAACUAUGCUGAACCAGAUUGGAAUAUGAAAGAUUUAAUAGUUCUGAAUGAAAUAAUUGGUGUGAUGGCUGUGGAUGCUUUGGCCUCCUCACAUCCCCUUUCAUCCAAAGAGGAGGAUAUCCUGAAGCCAGAGCAAAUCAGUGAACUGUUUGACUCCAUCACAUACAGCAAGGGAGCUGCAGUCCUCAGGAUGCUCUCAGGGUUUAUCACUGAGAUCGUCUUCUCCAAAGGACUCCAUACAUACUUAGAGGAGUUCAAAUAUAAUAACACAGUCUACACAGACCUCUGGAAGCACCUGCAAAUGGCAGUUGAUCAUGCCGGCAUAUUGCUGCCCAACUCUGUGGAGGUUGUCAUGAACCGAUGGAUCCUACAAAUGGGGUUCCCUGUGGUCACCAUUGACACCAAGACCGGACGAAUCACCCAGAAACACUUCCUGUUGGAUCCAGACUCCGUUGUGGACAGACCCUCAGAGUUCAAUUAUGAGUGGUUUGUUCCUAUAACGUCGAUUAAGACUGGUGUAGCUAGUCAACUAUUCUGGCUUGUUAGCAAAGAAGCUACAAACAAGGACAUGAUUCUUGAUGUUAAAGAUUGGUUGGUGGCCAACAUAAAUAUGACAGGCUUCUAUAGAGUCAACUACGACUCUGAAAACUGGGAGCGUCUCCUCACCAAGCUGAGCUCCCAGCAUAAGGAUAUUCCAGUGAUCAACCGGGCUCAAAUUAUUGAUGAUGCUUUUAACCUUGCAAGGGCAAAGAUGGUGAACACAACUCUGGCUCUGAGGACUACCAAGUUCCUUAAUAAAGAAAUAGAAUAUAUGCCCUGGCAGACAGCCAGUCGCAACUUGGACUUUUUCUUCCUCAUGUUUGACCGCAGUGAAGUUUAUGGACCCAUGCAGGCUUACAUAAAGAAACAGGUCACACCUCUGUUUAACUACUUCAAAGUACUCACUCUCAACUGGACAAAAAUCCCUGAAAAGCACACUGACCAGUACAAUCAGGUGAAUGCAAUCUCUUUGGCCUGCAGUACUGGAGUGGAAGGCUGUAACAAUCUGACCAGUGGCUGGUUCAACGAGUGGAUGCAAAACCCUGUUAAAAACAACAUUAGUCCCAACUUGAAGUCCACAGUGUACUGCAGUGCAAUCGGAGGAGGAGGAGAGAAGGAGUGGGACUUUGCGUGGUCCAUGUACAAGAGCGCUACUAUCGCUUCAGAAGCUGAUAAACUUAUGUAUGCUCUGUCGUGCACCAAACAGCCUUGGCUGCUGAACAGGUAUCUGCAGUAUUGUCUGGACCCAGAGAAGAUCCGUAAGCAGGAUGCCGUCGUCACCAUUGUUUACAUUGCUAGUAACCCCAUCGGCCAGCCUCUGGCCUGGGACUUUGUCAGAUCCAACUGGAACCACAUAUUCAAUGACUAUGGUGGCGGAUCAUUAUCCUUUGGACGACUAAUUACUGGAGUGACCAAACGUUUCUCCACUGAGUUUGAGUACAAGCAGCUGCUGCAAUUCAAAGAAGACAACGCGGGGCAGUUCGGCUCGGCCACAGCAGCUCUUGAGCAGGCGCUGGAGAGAACCAAGGCCAACAUGAACUGGGUGGCCACGAACAAGAAACAGGUGCUUGAAUGGUUCAACAGCGAAGCCUCUUCCCCACUUUAGUAACCCAAACAAACUUUCUGUUACCCAGUUUUCAGAUUGUUCUAGAAACUUUUACUCCAACUAAAAUCCAAUUUGUUAUUAAAUAUUAUGUAUAUUCUGAAUGCAAUGGAGAAUUUUUUGUAAUGUAAAGUUUGAUAAAGCUGUGCUCUGGAUAAAGAUUAUUUGAUACCAAAAUGUAGUUUUGUGUGUGGAAAAUGUGUCAUUUGCUGUAUGUACUGUCUAACCCUGACAAAAUUUUAAACAUCGCUGAAUUUUUCGCAACGCAAAAAAUGUGUUAUCUUGUGCUCACCAGAUUUUUGCAUCUGCUGUGGAUGCCAGUCUAUGAAAUGAGAGCCAUUUUGCAUUGUAAUGUUUUGUACCUCCACAUUUAAAAAGUACUUGGAACAAGAACUUCUUAGAACAAAUAGAAGGAGUCAGAGACAUUCUCUGAGACCAAGCUGGGAUUUUAAAGAGGUUGCAGAGCAGCUCUAGACAUCUGGACAACAUCACACAUCACCUUGUUGACAUAAGAGUAGUGUAAAACAUAAAUUCACAAAGUGCAGCCAUCUUCCACUGUGGACUGACAUAGUUUUUGCCCAUAUUAAGUUCUGGUU